AUGUCGUCCUACAGAUGCCCAUUCAUGUACACUACUGAACAAUUUUUCAGAACAAAGAAGACUUUCGAAGGUUCAGCGGCGAUGGCUGGAGCCAUUGCAUUUUUCUUGGUCGUCGCCAGAUUCUUUUGCUCAACACCAUCACCUUCUUAUCCCAGAAUCCUUUUCACUGCUCUGAUACUCGCCGCUAUCGAAGCUUUCACAGUGAAAAUCGACAACAUUGCUCUUCCAGUUGUGGGAUAUCUCCUUUUACAGUGA
Molecule: messenger RNA, 255 nt
Organism: Strongylus vulgaris
Lineage: Eukaryota; Metazoa; Nematoda; Chromadorea; Rhabditida; Strongylidae
Source: the annotation of a GenBank genome assembly